AUGCUACCAACCCCAUCCACAUCCCACGUAUGUUUUGAUCGCGUGUACGAACCAGCCGAAGACUCGUACCUGCUGCUCGACACGCUCUCCUCUGCGUCGGAGACUACAUAUUUGAAAGAACGGUUUGGAGAUGCAUCUACAACCCCGCCAUUGGUGCUCGAAGUGGGCGUAGGAUCAGGUGUCGUGCUGGCUUUCGUUGCUGCAAAUGCGCGCACCAUAUUCAACCGCCACGAUGUACUGACGCUCGGCGUUGAUAUAAACAGCUUCGCCUGCAAAGCUGCUUCCCAGACGGUUCGCGAUGCUAUCAAAGAACGGGAAGAUGGGCGCUCCGUCUUCAUCGACGUCGUGAACGGCGACUUAGCGAGUGCUAUCCGGUCACAUUCCGUCGACGUCUUCAUAUUCAAUCCGCCAUAUGUGCCAGCCGAGCUACCCGAUCUUGAGAGCCACGAGAAGUAUAACUCCGUGCCAGAGGGGAAGAAAGCGACAUCCUUCGAACAAGACUCGUAUUUGCUGGAGCUGUCUUACGCUGGAGGUGAGGAUGGUAUGGUGGUUACGAACAGGAUGUUGGAACAGGUACCAGAAAUACUUAGUACGGGUCGAGGCGUAGCAUACGUGCUUUUGUGUGCACAGAACAAGCCGGAAGUGGUCAAACAGCGGAUAAGAGAUUGGGGUUCAGGCUGGAUGGCGGAAACGGUAGGGUCAAGUGGAAAGAAGGCGGGCUGGGAGAAGUUGGUGAUCGUGAGGAUAUGGCGGGACAUGGUCUGA
Alternaria atra is the source of this 765-nucleotide messenger RNA. RefSeq lists its product as uncharacterized. Gene Ontology annotation, cellular component: eRF1 methyltransferase complex. The transcript has a single exon. The coding region runs from base 1 to 765 and encodes 254 amino acids. Gene Ontology annotation, molecular function: protein methyltransferase activity; S-adenosylmethionine-dependent methyltransferase activity. The record is from RefSeq and is a predicted model, not a curated record. NCBI's taxonomy places the organism in Eukaryota, Fungi, Ascomycota, Dothideomycetes, Pleosporales, Pleosporaceae.